AUGAUUCGUUCAAUUCAUGCCAUAGCCGCCUCCUUGUCCUUGUUGUUGCCCUUCCCAUUCUCCUCAUUGCCACUGUCGUCGCCUCAUAGUGUGUCAUCAACUGCCUUGUUAUCCAAUCGUGAUGAAAAGGCCAAUGCCAAUUGGGUGCCGACUCUUUUCACCAAGGUUGGCUACGGCGGCAAGAACAUGGUUGACAAUGAGGAGGACGAUGUCAAGGAGGACUCGUAUUCCAAGGAGGAGCCUGAGGAGUGGUGGUCGGACUCUAAGCCCAAGGAGGAUUCUGAGACUCAGGAGGAGGACUUGGGUGACAGUAAGAUCAUCGAAGAGGAGGGCUCCAACAAUGAAGAGCCCAAAGAGGAGGGCUCUGACAACGAGGAGGAUGAGGAGCCCGAGGAGGAUGGCGAGGAUGAGGACAACGACAACGAGGGCAAUGAGGAGCUCGAGGAGAAAGGAGCCUAA
Messenger RNA from Phragmites australis (common reed), 459 nucleotides. RefSeq lists its product as uncharacterized. The transcript is spliced from 2 exons. The record is from RefSeq and is a predicted model, not a curated record. Lineage: Eukaryota; Viridiplantae; Streptophyta; Magnoliopsida; Poales; Poaceae. The coding region runs from base 1 to 459 and encodes 152 amino acids.